Molecule: messenger RNA, 591 nt
Organism: Fusarium coffeatum
Lineage: Eukaryota; Fungi; Ascomycota; Sordariomycetes; Hypocreales; Nectriaceae
Exons: 1
Coding region: 1-591 (196 amino acids)
Source: RefSeq, a predicted model, not a curated record
AUGGCCGGCGACAACCCAGUAACAGUCAACCAUCCCGCCAGGGUCCUCUUCCUCUACUCAGCCGCCAUCGGCUUACCUCUCAACCUCAUCCGUUUCAUCGUCAUGCUUCGCCCUACAGCUAUCUUCACUAUGCUGCUCCUCAUCGCUUCCGCUGUUAUGGCAUGGAUCAUCAGACGCAAAGCCGCGCACAUCAAACUCCCUCCCGACACUCCCAUCACAAAACCUUGGAAUUGUCUUAUCGCAGAUAUCUCACUUGCCAUUUUAUCGUUCAUCAUACUUAUCUUCACAUGGACGCACAAUCGCGAGCACGAUAGCGGGAAGAUUUUCCUAGUGUCGUAUUCGUCUACAUCGUUGAUCUUCAACAUGUUUCUGCACCUUUACCUGGCGCUGCUUGUGCUGUUGAGUACCCACAAGGUGCAGGAUUAUGUCAAGGGACUUGUGGCUAGUACUCCGCAGGAAUGCCCGAACUGUCACAAUCAAUCGGCAGGACAAGAUGAAGAGCAGGCGCUUAUGGCUUCUGUAAUAGAGGAUCAAGAAGAGCCGCAUAGCAGCGGACGGAAAGACCCUGGGUCCUCGAGUGUCUGGAAUUAA